CCAAGGUUGCUUAAGAGCACAGCAGACAAGCAUCUCUUGAGUCACAUUAUGGCAGGAAAACACAAGGGGACCAAAAUGGCUCCUCUUAUUCUUACUCUUCUAGUGGUGUUAGUAUCUCAGUACUUGCCUUUACAGACUCAAGCAUCAGCCUAUACUUACUCUUCCCCUCCUCCUCCUUAUCACUAUAAGUCACCACCACCCCCUCCCCCGGUUCACUCACCACCACCACCACCCUACCACUACAAAUCACCACCACCGCCACCCCCGGUUCACUCACCACCACCACCUUACCAUUAUAAGUCCCCACCCCCACCACCUCCCAAGCACUCACCACCUCCUCCUUACCACUACAAAUCACCACCACCUCCUCCUCCUGUCCACUCACCACCCCCUCCUUACCAUUAUAAAUCCCCACCUCCACCAGUGCACUCACCACCUCCUCCAUACCACUAUAAAUCCCCACCACCACCACCUCCAGUUCACUCUCCACCCCCACCAUAUCAUUACAAGUCACCACCACCGCCAGUACACUCACCACCUCCUCCUUAUCACUACAAGUCACCACCACCACCAGUGCACUCCCCUCCCCCACCAUACCACUAUAAGUCACCACCUCCCCCUCCACCAGUACACUCCCCUCCCCCACCAUACCACUACAAAUCACCACCACCCCCAGUGCACUUACCACCCCCACCAUAUCAUUACAAGUCACCACCACCGCCAGUACACUCACCACCACCUCCUUAUCACUACAAGUCACCACCACCACCAGUGCACUCCCCUCCCCCACCAUACCACUAUAAGUCACCACCUCCCCCUCCACCAGUACACUCCCCUCCCCCACCAUACCACUACAAAUCACCACCACCCCCAGUGCAUUCACCACCACCACCAUACCACUAUAAGUCACCACCACCUCCAGUGCACUCACCACCACCCCCUUACCAUUACAAGUCACCACCUCCACCACCACCAGUACACUCCCCUCCCCCACCUUAUCACUACAAGUCACCACCACCCCCAGUGCAUUCACCACCACCACCAUACCACUAUAAGUCACCACCUCCCCCUCCACCAGUACACUCCCCUCCCCCACCAUACCACUACAAAUCACCACCACCCCCAGUGCACUCACCACCACCACCAUACCAUUACAAAUCACCACCACCUCCACCUCCAGUACACUCUCCUCCCCCACCUUACCACUACAAAUCCCCACCCCCACCACCACCAACCACCCACUAUAUCUACAGUUCACCUCCUCCUCCUCAUCAUUAUUAGGAACUUACCUAUCAAGGCCAAGUAAUGAGCUAGCCUGCCUGAGGAAAAAGAUCACUACACGGAGAACAGUAGUGGAUCGAUAAAAGCGAACAAAUGAUGAAGAAAUAAUAAAAGAAGGUCAAGAAGGACUGAUGUUACAUUAUUAUUACCUACUCUUAUGUUUUGGAUAUUUUUGGUUUUUCUGGUGUCAGCAAUUUUAUAUACUUUGUAAUUGUACGUACAUGCAUGCAAUUUGUGUAAUAAUAAAAAUCAUGCAGUUCUGUAA
Daucus carota subsp. sativus is the source of this 1546-nucleotide messenger RNA. RefSeq names its product extensin. The transcript has 2 exons. The coding region runs from base 49 to 1281 and encodes 410 amino acids. The record is from RefSeq and is a predicted model, not a curated record. NCBI's taxonomy places the organism in Eukaryota, Viridiplantae, Streptophyta, Magnoliopsida, Apiales, Apiaceae.